AAACGACUCUUGUUCCGGGUCGUCCUGUUAUGCUGUGCUAAGUGAAAACAGGUUUUGUAACGUGAGGCUAUAAAUAAAGUCGUCUGUUGUGAUUUGAAAAUCAGUGUUGGAAGAUACCUCGACGCGAUGCAGAGACCGCAGUUUCGCCAUCCCCGCCCGGGCUCAGGUCCCCGGCCAGCAGGUUUCCGCAGCCCUCCUCCAGCCUUCGACAGGACAGGGAGUAUGUUUCCAUCGCCUCCGUGGGCUUAUUCAACCCCACCGCCGCCGUUUGGACCAAGAUUUGGACAACGUUCUCCCAAUACCCCACCGAGAGAGUAUGGGUGUAAUAGGAGCAGCGGCGGCGGUGGGAAAUAUUUUAACGAUCAGUCUCCGGGUCACACACCGCGCAGAGCGAACCCCAGUCCCCGCGGCGCUCCGUUCAGACGCUCGCCGUACGAGAGCCCCGGAAGACACUCUGGAUAUCAGGGCUCACCACGGACAUCCACACCAUUUGGUUCAGCGCAUGGCAGGGAUAGAGGGACAAAUGAUAUGGAAAAGUAUUACAAACCUUCAAUGCUCCAAGAUCCAUGGGUUGACCUACAGCCCAUCUCGGUCACACAAACUCAGUCUAAAACCUCCAAACAAAACGAUACGAGCAGACAAGGGAGGUACUACAAUUAAACCCCAUCAGUGCAUUUCUCUUACUUCAGAGAAAGCCACUGAACAGUCCUAUUCAAUUUAGUGCACCAGAAAGUGCGCUACAUUUUUUAAAAUUCAAACUGAGCCAGCCUAACAAGGACCUGAGGCAGGAUUCACCAGCAAUAAGUCUUGACAUUUUAAAAGUCAUGUGUACUUUUCUUGUAUAAACAUAGCAACACCUCAACAACAGGAGCAUAGAAAUGGUGUGCUUUUGUAACCAGCAGCCUAUUCAAAGUAGUUUGCCGCCGCUCCCAUGGAGUUUGCAAACAUUUCGUUGAAAUCAGAGGAAUACAUCUUCAAUCUCAAAAUGCAGUCUAACUAAGAUGUCCGAUCAACACGUCUAUCUACCUCUCCAUAUUGACGGUGUGCUGUUAACUAGAACAGGUCAGGUCAAGUAUUUGUAGGUUUGGCUCCUUUCAUAAUUUUCUAUGGACUCAUUUUUGUUUUUUACUUAUUUUCGGUGACUCUUUUGGUUUUAUUACAAUCGGAUGUUUUUUCUGUAAAAAAAAGAGAUAAACAUGGACUGAUAAAAGACAUUGUAUUCAUAAAAUGUCCAGAAAGGACACUUGUUGGAUUAUAAACCUAAUUUAAUUAAAGUUUGUAAUGUAGUCCUUGUCAAAAAAAAAUAUUGGAAGUGGAAAUGUCAGUCUUUAUUUAC
Messenger RNA from Danio aesculapii, 1336 nucleotides. It is a transcript of the gene mplkip, whose product is annotated as M-phase specific PLK1 interacting protein. The transcript is spliced from 2 exons. Bases 127 to 660 code for a protein of 177 amino acids. Gene Ontology annotation, cellular component: nucleus; centrosome; midbody. NCBI's taxonomy places the organism in Eukaryota, Metazoa, Chordata, Actinopteri, Cypriniformes, Danionidae. The record is from RefSeq and is a predicted model, not a curated record.